AUGGCUACUGCAACAGGGAGGGACGUAGGCACCGCCAAGUCGCGCAAGAGAGCAAGCGACACAGAGCUUGGAUUUCCCAAGAAACCCAAGAUUGAAGCAAAGACGGACCCGACAAGAUGGCGGAUGAAGGACGACGAUAGUCGCCACACAUGGCACUACCUAACGACCAAGAAAGCUGCCCAAGAGUGGCCUCAGAGCUAUGCUGAGAAAUAUUACUUGGGUCUACCGUUGGACCUCCCUGCUCUUCCCAAAGCCGAGACGCCCCUGGAUGCUGCUAAAAAUGCACUCGAAUUCUUCGAAAAGCUUCAACUACCUUCGGGUCAUUGGGGAUGCGAAUACGGAGGCCCAAUGUUUCUCCUUGCCGGCAUAGUCGUCUCUUGGUAUGUCACCAAGACGCCAAUUCCAUCCGCAUACGCAACCGCGAUAAAAGACUACCUGGCGGCUCGAGCGCACCCCGAAGACGGCGGCUGGGGAUUGCACAUUGAAGGUGAAAGCACAGUCUUCGGCAUCACACUCAACUACACGGUGCUGCGCUUGGUUGGUGUUGACCCUGAGGACCCUCUCAUGGUCAAGGCUCGGGGUACCUUGCACAAACUCGGAGGAGCUGUCAACUCACCGCACUGGGCCAAGUUCUGGUUGGCAACCCUGGGUGUGGUAAGCUGGGAUAUUGUCAAUCCCGUGCCGCCUGAGAUUUGGCUGCUUCCAGAUUGGGUACCUAUUGCGCCUUGGAGGUGGUGGAUUCACAUCCGAAUGGUCUUCUUGCCCAUGGGAUACAUUUACUCAAAGAAAUGGAGCUGCGAAGAAACGGAUGUCAUUCGUGGUCUCAAGGAGGAGCUCUUUACGCAACCACAUGCCGAAAUAAACUGGGCCGCCCAUCGAAACAGCAUCGCACCUGGCGACAACUAUCACCCCAAAUCAUGGCUUCUUAACACUGCCAACUGGUUUAUUGUCAAUGUCUGGAACGCCUAUCUCAGACCCAAUUUCAUCAAAGAGCGAGCUGAGCAAUGGGUCAGCCAGCUAGUAGACAUGGAGGAUGCCAACACAGGAUAUGCAGACUUGGCACCUGUAAAUGCGCCUAUGAACACUAUUGUAUGCUAUAUUCGAGACGGCCCCGAUGCUUUCAGCACUAGAAGACACAUUGAACGACUGGACGAAUAUUUGUGGGUGAAGGAUGAGGGUAUGCUCUGCAAUGGUACCAAUGGCGUCCAAUGCUGGGACACUGCAUUCUUGAUUCAGGGUGUCUUUGAGGCCGGUCUUCAGAACGACGAACGCUGGCGGCCCAUGCUAACACGAGCACUCGAAUACUUGGAGCGUCAGCAGAUUCGAGAGAAUUGCGCAGACCAGGAGAAGUGCUAUCGACAACCACGAAAGGGCGGCUGGCCAUUCAGCAAUAGAGACCAAGGAUAUGGCGUCAGCGACUGUAUUUCUGAAGCAUUGAAGGCCAUCAUCCUGCUCCAAAAGGUCGGCGGGUUCCCGACAGUGCUAGAGGACCAGCGCAUCUUUGACGCAGUAGACACUCUGCUGCUCUAUCAAAACGACAAUGGCGCGUUAUCUUCGUACGAGGCUAGACGAGCCGGCGAGUACAUGGAAAUGCUCAAUGCCGCUGAAGUGUUUGGACGAAUCAUGAUUGAGUACGACUACCCCGAGUGCACCACAGCUUGCGUUACAGCUCUUUCGCUAUUCAAUAAACACUGGCCGGAUUACAGAACAAAGGAAAUCAAACUCUUCAUCAGCCGAGCUACGAACUGGAUCAAGACAAAUCAGCGAAUUGACGGUAGCUGGUACGGCAGCUGGGGAAUUUGUUUCACGUAUGCAACCAUGUUUGCGCUGGAAAGCAUGGCUAGCAUUGGCGAGACGUAUGCCAAUAGCAAAAUCUCGCGACGCGGCUGCGAAUUCCUCCUUUCCAAGCAGCGAGAGGAUGGCGGCUGGUCCGAAAGCUACAAGGCUUGCGAAACAAUGGAAUACCAUGAGCACCCCAUGGGCUCAUUGGUUGUCCAAACAUCGUGGGCAUUGAUUGGCCUUAUUGAGGCUGACUAUCCUGAUGUCGAACCCUUGAAGAAGGGUAUCAAGUUGAUCAUGGAAAGACAGCAGGAGAAUGGCGAGUGGCUCCAAGAAGCGAUCGAGGGCGUGUUCAACAAGUCUUGCAUGAUUUCGUAUCCUAACUACAAGUUUACAUUCACAUUGAAGGCGUUGGGAUUGUUUGCGAAGAAGUACCCUGAUGUCAAGAUUGGGAUAUAA
This is a messenger RNA of Pochonia chlamydosporia 170, 2238 nucleotides long. Its product is annotated as lanosterol synthase. Gene Ontology annotation, biological process: ergosterol biosynthetic process; triterpenoid biosynthetic process. The coding region runs from base 1 to 2238 and encodes 745 amino acids. Lineage: Eukaryota; Fungi; Ascomycota; Sordariomycetes; Hypocreales; Clavicipitaceae. The record is from RefSeq and is a predicted model, not a curated record. Gene Ontology annotation, molecular function: lanosterol synthase activity. The transcript is spliced from 3 exons. Gene Ontology annotation, cellular component: lipid droplet.